AUGACGGAUACCGUAGCUACAUGCAGCAGCAGCUCUGUCACAUCAACGACACUACCUACUACUACUGCUACUAUCGAAGCCUUUGAAUCACUGAACAAGUGGAAGAAUGGAGCAACGUCUCUCCAAAUCCCUCCUCGAAUGGUCUACCAGCACAAUCGCUCCAAAGCGGCAUCCAAGGGGUUUCCGUCCGUGUUGGAGGUAGGACAAAGCCGAGGCUUGACAGACCACGAAGUAGCAGCACUGUAUGGAUGGACCACGGGAGAUUAUCGAAUGGUGAAUCCCAUUGCGAGGGGACUGGAAAUAGUGGAAUUUGAGGAUUAUCCCUUGUUGCCACAAGAUCUUUCCAAGGUAACGUUUACGCUGACCAAAGAGGACGUCCUACCGUACAUUCAAAUUUUAAAGGCUGCGCUCUCCAAGUUACCAUCGGAUGGACAACGGGUGUGGAGAGGACACAAACGACCCUUGCCAAGAAAUGUUGGAUCCACAUUUGUGUUGGAAGGCUUUGCCAGUGCCACUUUGGAUCGGGACAAUGCGCUCGAGUUUUGUACCCAAGUAGCAGCCGACGGCAGCAACCAAAAUCAACGAACGCUGAUUUGUAUGUUGUCGUCUCAGAGUGGUAAAUCCAUCUCCAAAUUUAGUGCGAGACCCGAAGAAAUGGAAGUGAUUUUCCUACCCGACACCAAGUUUGAAGUAGUGGAUGCACCUACGUCGUCCGAGAACGAUCAAAAAGCGGUCAAGCACGCUCUCGAGGGCUUGCGAGAGAAGCUGCCCGAGGCUACAAUUCAUUUGUUAUAUGUCAAGGAGGUGGAAGCUUAG
Seminavis robusta is the source of this 816-nucleotide messenger RNA. The record is from the annotation of a GenBank genome assembly. Lineage: Eukaryota; Bacillariophyta; Bacillariophyceae; Naviculales; Naviculaceae.